Messenger RNA from Penicillium maclennaniae, 1734 nucleotides. Its product is annotated as fungal specific transcription factor domain-containing protein. Gene Ontology annotation, cellular component: nucleus. Gene Ontology annotation, molecular function: sequence-specific DNA binding; zinc ion binding. The coding region runs from base 1 to 1734 and encodes 577 amino acids. Lineage: Eukaryota; Fungi; Ascomycota; Eurotiomycetes; Eurotiales; Aspergillaceae. The record is from RefSeq and is a predicted model, not a curated record. The transcript has 7 exons. Gene Ontology annotation, biological process: DNA-templated transcription; positive regulation of transcription by RNA polymerase II.
AUGUCCAAGACUCGCAGUCAUGGUGACACAUUUGAACUGGCAGCUGUCGAGGAACGACAGUUAAAUGGUACCUCGUACGUUCUUUCUGGCUCGAGCGUGUCUGAAAGACUAUCGAACACUGGAAAGUCCAUCCGAAGGAAUGGUUUUUCGAGUACAUUUGUCGAUACGGUUGUCGCCGAUGUCAUACCCACAAAAUCAAAUGCUCCGGAGGCCAGCCCUGCUCCAAAUGUCGGAGUGCGCAUUGCCGCGGUGUUCCAGACGCUGUACCAGAUACAGACACUUGUCUUCAAUCAAGUGAGCCGGGUUUAUCAUGUGAUGCUCCGCAAAUCGACGGUGGAGGAGCUGGAGAAUGCCUAUCGGCAGGCUGAUUUUGAUGAUCCCGUGUUCACCUACAAAUUCUUCGCUUUAUUUGCACUAGGAGAGGUGUACUCGGCCCGUUCAAAUUCUAGUCUUGAGUGUGACGUUCCUGGUGCUGCGUAUUAUGUAAAUGCGCUGAUGUUGAUUCCUAUCUUGCCUGAGCGACCGAGUUUGACACAUAUUGAAGCUUUGCUGUUGCUGUCACUGUACUCCUACUUCUUGAAUCGUCGAUAUUCUGGCUUCUUACUCGUUGGUAGUGCUAUGCGCCUCGGCUUGACCCUGGGGCUGCACCACGAUAUUCCAGAAUCUCAAUGUCCUGAUCCAGUCGAUCGUCAGCACCGAAUUCGACUCUGGUGGGGAAUCUAUGUCUUCGAUCGCAUGUUCGGCUCCAAGGUUGGCCAUCCGAUCCAGAUCGCUGAUGAUGAUAUCUUCGUCGAGAUGCCCUCUGAUGUCCCAACCGAGGAUCGAGAUGAACCAUUUUCCGACACUCAAUUUCUCGUUGCAAGCAUUAAUCUUGCGAGAAUGACAGGACAUGUGAUUGAGAAAUUAUACAGCCGCAAGAAACAGCCUGACUCGUUUCUCCAGCGGGAGCAAAAGUUGCUCAUCGCCUUGAAGGAAUGGUCACAAGGUCUACCGCCACAUAUCCGAUUGAAUCGGGAGGGACAUACCCCAAAGAAUGUAGUAUCCUUGCACCUUCAAUUGAACCAGUGCAUCAUGUUGGCGACUCGACCUAUCCUCCUCCACACACUAAUGCUACAUCGAUCCUCCAAGCCCAACGGUGACAAAGAUACUCCGCAGACAAAUACCCAGACGCUCAAGACACUUGGCGAUGCAUGCAUCCACGCUGCAAGGCACACGCACUCGCUUAUUGUGGAAGAAUGGACCAACGGGUCCAUGCCCAUCUACGGCUACUUCUAUGCGCACUAUCUCUUUUCCAGCGCCCUCAUCAUGGUAAUCUCCAGCGAGAUUCAUGCCGACAACUGCAGCGACUUUGCCCUCUUUGAAACUGCGACCGAAAUUCUGCGUUCGAUGAGCGACCAUGGAAACCUAGCAGCCACCGAGUUUCACGAUAACCUUGAAUGCGUGCGACAGUGUAUCAACAAAGAACGAGGCUCACAAGCCCGCAACUCCCUUCCCAGUAGGGUCUAUUUGAAUUCCACCGAAUCGUUAUCCCUUUUGACCGAACCAGCUGCAAGAUCGAGUGAGAUCGGGCUUCCAGAAGGUUUUUUACCGCCCGAUGACAUGGGAUUCCUGGGACAGAACAUGGAGGAGUUCCUGACGUUACCGGACGUGGAUUUUGGGCCACUGGACCCGGGGAUGCCGAUCAAUGCAGAUACAGCGUACCUGUGGCCAAAAUACUCGUUGUGGACUGCAUAG